UGGAAGCAGUGCGCGCAGUGGCUCAUUCACUGCAAGGUGCUGCCCGCCAACCACCGGGUGACCUGGGACUCGGCGCAGGUGUUCGACCUGGCUCAGACCCUCCGCGAUGGAGUCCUGCUCUGCCAGCUGCUCAACAACCUCCGUGCACACUCCAUCAACCUGAAGGAGAUCAACCUGAGGCCGCAGAUGUCCCAGUUUCUCUGUUUGAAGAACAUAAGGACAUUCCUCACGGCCUGUUGCGAGACAUUUGGAAUGAGAAAGAGUGAACUCUUCGAGGCGUUUGACCUGUUUGAUGUUCGUGAUUUUGGAAAGGUAAUAGAAACAUUAUCACGACUUUCUCGCACACCUAUAGCGUUGGCCACGGGAAUCAGGCCCUUCCCAACGGAAGAAAGCGUUAACGAUGACGACGACGUCUACAAAGGCCUGCCUGACCUGAUAGAUGAAACCCGUGCGGAGGACGAAGAGGGCCUGUACGACUGUGUGUACGGGGAGGACGAAGGUGGCGAGGUGUACGAGGACCUGAUGAAGGCAGAGGAAGCGCAGCCGCCCAAAUGUCCAGAAAAUGACAUACGAAGUUGCUGCCUAGCAGAAAUUAAGCAGACGGAGGAAAAAUAUACAGAAACAUUGGAGUCAAUAGAAAAAUAUUUCAUGGCACCGUUAAAAAGAUUUCUGACAGCAGCAGAAUUUGAUUCAGUAUUCAUCAACAUUCCUGAACUUGUGAAAGUUCAUCGAAACCUAAUGCAAGAGAUUCAUGAUUCCAUUGUAAAUAAAAAUGACCAGAACUUGUAUCAAGUCUUCAUUAACUACAAGGAGAGGUUGGUUAUUUAUGGGCAGUAUUGCAGUGGAGUGGAGUCAGCCAUCUCUAGUUUAGACUACAUUUCGAAGACAAAAGAAGAUGUCAAACUGAAAUUGGAGGAAUGUUCCAAAAGAGCAAAUAAUGGGAAAUUUACUCUUCGAGAUUUGCUGGUAGUUCCUAUGCAACGUGUUUUAAAGUAUCACCUUCUCCUCCAGGAGCUGGUCAAACACACCAUGGAUCCUAUGGAGAAGGCCAAUCUGAAACUGGCCCUUGACGCAAUGAAGGACUUGGCACAAUAUGUGAAUGAAGUGAAAAGAGAUAAUGAGACCCUUCGUGAAAUUAAACAGUUUCAGCUAUCUAUAGAAAAUCUGAACCAACCAGUUUUGCUUUUUGGACGACCUCAGGGAGAUGGUGAAAUUCGGAUAACCACUCUAGACAAGCAUACAAAACAAGAAAGGCAUAUCUUCUUAUUUGAUCUGGCAGUGAUUGUAUGUAAAAGGAAAGGUGAUAACUAUGAAAUGAAGGAAAUAAUAGAUCUUCAGCAGUACAAAAUAGCCAACAAUCCUACAACUGAUAAAGAAAAUAAAAAGUGGUCUUACGGCUUCUACCUCAUCCACAUCCAAGGACAAAAUGGGUUGGAAUUUUAUUGCAAAACAAAAGAUUUGAAGAAAAAAUGGCUGGAACAGUUUGAAAUGGCUUUGUCUAACAUAAGGCCAGACCAUGCCGACUCCAACUUCCAUGAGUUCAAGAUGCACACCUUCAACCGGGUGACAUCCUGCAAGGUCUGCCAGAUGCUCCUGAGGGGAACAUUUUAUCAAGGCUAUUUGUGCUUUAAGUGUGGCGCAAGAGCGCACAAGGAAUGUUUGGGGAGAGUAGACAAUUGUGGCCGAGUUAAUUCUGCUGAACACGGGACGCUCAAACCACCUGAGAAACGGACCAAUGGCCUCCGAAGAACUCCCAGACAGGUGGAUCCAGGUUUACCAAAGAUGCAGGUCAUUAGGAACUAUACUGGAACGCCACCCCCUGCUCUUCACGAAGGGCCCCCGCUGCACAUCCAGGCAGGAGACACGGUUGAACUCCUGCAAGGGGAUGCGCACAGUCUGUUUUGGCAGGGUAGAAAUUUAGCAUCUGGAGAGGUUGGAUUUUUUCCGAGCGAUGCUGUGAAGCCUUGCCCCUGUGUGCCCAAACCAGUAGAUUAUUCUUGCCAACCCUGGUAUGCUGGAGCAAUGGAAAGAUUGCAGGCAGAGACUGAACUUAUUAAUAGGGUAAAUAGUACUUACCUUGUGAGGCACAGGACCAAAGAGUCAGGAGAAUAUGCAAUUAGCAUUAAGUACAAUAAUGAAGCAAAGCACAUCAAGAUUUUAACAAGAGAUGGCUUUUUUCACAUUGCAGAAAAUAGGAAGUUUAAAAGUUUAAUGGAGCUGGUGGAGUACUACAAGCAUCACUCUCUCAAAGAAGGGUUCAGAACCUUGGAUACAACUCUGCAGUUUCCAUACAAGGAGCCAGAACAUUCAGCUGGACAGAGGGGUAGCAGAGCAGGCAACAGCUUGUUAAGUCCGAAGGUGCUGGGCAUUGCCAUCGCCAGGUAUGACUUCUGUGCAAGAGAUAUGCGAGAACUGUCCCUGUUGAAAGGAGACGUGGUGAAGAUUUACACGAAGAUGAGUGCGAACGGCUGGUGGAGAGGAGAAGUGAAUGGCAGGGUGGGCUGGUUUCCAUCCACGUAUGUGGAAGAGGAUGAAUAAAUUCCAAUCCAGCGUUGCACCCUGCACCAGGACUCAGAGAAAGGAUAAACAGGAGCCUGCGCAGCAUUAUGAAUUCACUGAAGGGUGUAAGAAGCUGCCUUUCUGGCUAUUCAGCACCCUUCCCCCCGUCCCCUCCCAAGUCCUAACGCUGGGAUUUCUAAAGAUGCUGCUGCUGACAGAUUAAUGGCUUGCCUGGAGCUGCACAGGAAUCAGCCUGCCAUGCCAGUCUGUCACCGCCGGAGACCAGGGCAGAGCCAAAAGCCUUUCUUCCCAGAAGAGCCCUGCACACACACACUGGCUCAUGUUUCUUUUUACUUCGUCUAGUCAGACGCCGUGAACGCCAGCCGUCAGUAAAUGCUUCGCACGUAUUUACUUUCUUCUCACGCGCCAGUCACCAGAAUUUCUGAUGGCACAGAGCAGCAGCAGGUUGAUUUGCCCUUCCGAGCGUAUAUUAAAAUUAAGAGUUCUGCCACUGGGGCGGCUUAUUGGAAAGGUCCAGCAGCACUUGUCUUAAAUUGCCUCACAAGGUGGCUCACUGCCUGGCAAGCACUUUCUUCCCAGACGUUACUCACGGUAAAACAUGAGAGGCAGAGGCUCAGGUUUGCCUCUUAAGUGACAGAUCGCAGGGGGGUUAACUAUUCAUCUCAUGUCCUGAUUGUAUUUGCAGACUUCAUAAAAAGAAAACCUACGAGAGCGUGCACAAAAGAAUGUCUUCCUAUUAAAUCUUCAGAACCUCCCUGAUUUCUUAGGGUUACUGUGGAAAUGUGCUUUAUGAGAGAAUCUUGGCUGAGAACGUUUUAGGUAGUUGUCAAUAACCUGCACUAAGUGUGGCACUGUUUACAGAAACAGAUCAAGGGCUGUGAUUUUUAAGUAAGUCGUUUUAGAGAAGCAACAUCUAUUAACAUACGCUCUUUUCUCCCCCACCACCUCUCCCGCCCCCC
Messenger RNA from Vicugna pacos (alpaca), 3479 nucleotides. RefSeq names its product vav guanine nucleotide exchange factor 3 (gene VAV3). Lineage: Eukaryota; Metazoa; Chordata; Mammalia; Artiodactyla; Camelidae. Gene Ontology annotation, molecular function: guanyl-nucleotide exchange factor activity; protein binding. The record is from RefSeq and is a predicted model, not a curated record. Gene Ontology annotation, biological process: regulation of GTPase activity; intracellular signal transduction; cell migration. Gene Ontology annotation, cellular component: plasma membrane; cytoplasm.